GAUACCUCCAAGAUGUGCAUAGAGGUAGCAAGAUGUGUGCAGGUCAUCGAACGAUGACAGAGGUGCCGCUUUCCUUUAUGUAAGUGAAGGACGAAAUACGUAAAACGUCUCCAGCGUGCAUCUUCAUAUUUGACUCCACUCAAAAUUCCAUUCGUCACUUGAUGGGAAGUGGCCACUCAAUUCUUCUUGCGCAAAGACUCAAGCACGACUCUGCUCACCCAGUCCCUGGUCUCCACGUGCGUUUACUAGAACAAACUUGGGGAAAAAUUGAAAUCGUCACUCGCUGCACUUUAUUUUCGCAGUCAAGAAACAAACCCGCUGGACCUACCUACUAGGUACUUGGUACAAUAUUGUGAGAACCGCACACCCCUGCUUUCCUGUUGCACUUAGCUCGCCCGCCUGUCCAAUGGUAUGCACGGCAUUAUUCCUUAGAUCUCGAGACACCGGUUUGAUUUUCUUUACGGCAGUGUCCGAUCUUUCAGGAACACAUCUUACCUUGCCUUGCCUUGCUUGCCUACCACCUACCUUACCUACCUCACCUACCUGGCUUGAUCUUACCCAAAGUCACCUAACACCACAAAUAUCAUUCUGUCCCCCGGGUGGAUGCAAUCAAGUGACCUGACGUCUCUUCCGGCCGGCAAACGCAGAGAGACUAGCACUGAGUAAAAGAAGCGGUACGUUUUCAGACUCCCCUGCCGCCUACCACAUAGUCACGAUGACUUUUUGCAGCUAGUCUGGCCUGCAAGCAACCUGGAGCACGUAGCCCAGCUCUCAAUUUAAACCCCACACAUGCUCCAAACUGCCAAACUUACUACCGCGACUCACGCGACCUCCCUUCCCCCAAAGAAAAAGCCCCUUUGGUCCCCUGGAACUGCUUAAUUCUUUGCCGCACGCACCGUUCCUGACAGACAGUUUCCGGGGUUAUUCUCGUGACCUAGUUUCUGCGAGGAUCUCAGAACAACAACCAAAACAACUCCCAUCCACUAAAUGGCCAACAACUCACCGGAUAACCACUGGAAACUAGGAACCGACCUCAAGGUGCACAUAUAGCAAGGGCGGAAAGUUGAGCUCUCUCACCACGAAAAGCGAGAGCACGCUCAUUUACUGGACACACCAAAAGACGACUCAACAGGCACCUGCAAGUGCACACAAACGUCCGGAGAGGCAUAGAGAGAUUUCAGAGUUAUGGCACCCUCAAAAAAUGGAGUUGGCGUUCGCGCUGAGGACACCAGGCUUUGCGUGGUGAUGGUGGGCCUUCCAGCGAGAGGAAAGUCGUACAUAGCACAAAAAGCUCAACGAUAUCUUCGCUGGCUCUCCAUCGAGGCAAAGACUUUCAAUGUCGGCAAUUACCGUCGCAAAGACGCUGCUCACCCGCCUGCCGACUUCUUCGACACGCAGAAUGAAGAUGGUGAGAAGAAGCGUCGGGCGGCCGCCGAGGCAGCCAUCAACGACAUGCUCAGUUGGUUCCGUAGCGGUGGCAUCGUCGGUAUCCUCGAUGCCACAAACAGCACCAAGGAUCGCCGCAAGUGGGUUCGUGAGCUGAUAGAGGCCGAGGGUAUUGAGGUCAUGUUUGUCGAAAGCAAAUGUGACGAUGAGAACCUCAUCUUGGCCAACAUUCGGGACGUCAAGACGACAAGUCCCGACUACCUGGGAAUCGACGCCGAUCAGGCUGCUACCGAUUUCCAAAAACGCAUUGAAAAUUACAAAAAGGUGUACAAGACAAUCGACGAAGACCAAGACGAGGAGGACUUGACAUAUCUUAAGAUCAUGGAUGUCGGGAAGCAGGUCAUCAUUAACCGCAUCCAGGACUACCUCGAAAGUCGGGUUGUUUAUUUCCUCAUGAACCUACACAUUCGUCCGCGGUCCAUUUGGUUGUCACGUCAUGGCGAGUCUAUGUACAAUCUUGACGGCCGUAUUGGAGGUGACUCAGAGCUGUCUCCCCGCGGUGAGGAAUACGCAAAAGCCUUGCCAGACCUCGUCAGGCAGUCUGUCGGAAAUGACCGUCCGUUAACGGUCUGGACAUCAACCCUCCGCCGUACCAUCGCCACAGCUCGCCACCUACCUCCAAACUACAACCAGCUCCAGUGGAAGGCACUCGACGAGCUUGACGCCGGCGUGUGCGAUGGCAUGACCUACCAGGAAAUCAAGAACGUUUACCCCGCUGAUUUCCAGGCUCGCGACGAGGACAAGUACAACUAUCGUUAUCGUGGGGGCGAGUCGUACCGGGACGUGGUCAUUCGACUGGAGCCCAUCAUCAUGGAGCUGGAGCGGUCUGAGGAUAUUCUCAUAGUCACCCACCAGGCCGUUCUCAGAUGUAUUUACGCCUACUUUACUGAGAAGGACCAGAGCGCCAGCCCCUGGAUGCACGUCCCACUGCACACCUUGAUCAAGCUGACGCCCCGCGCGUACGGGACCGAGGUCGAGAGGAUGAGUGCUGGCAUCGAAGCCGUCAGCACUUGGAGAGGGAAGGGCAGCACUGCCAAGCAUGAGGACCCAGUACCCGAAGCUAUGAACUAGCGGGAACGCUCUUCCUAAUUGGCGAUGAAGAUGAACCCAAGGCAGACGUGUCGCCUGGUAGCUGAUUUGUUUUACUCUCAUUUUAUCAUAUUCUUCACCUACCUGGCUCAGCCCUUUGAUGGUCAUGCGUAGGGACUGCUUUUGUGUACGCUCUGCUUUUAUUCAAACUUACGAAUCAGCGCUAUUCUGGCCAAACGCCCUGUCGUCGCCAAGGGGCUUGAGGGACGAAAAAGGAAACAAACGAAUUAGGGAUUGGGACUCGGUAUCUUAAAGAGGAUUAUUUUUUGCAUCGGUAUGGAUGAACAGGCAUUAGGUACAUGCCAGAAAUGAGCGACCAAGGAAUAAAAGAGUCUUGUGGUAUGAAUAGAUGAGGCUAGACUCUGGUCGGAUAUAUGGAGCCAUAAAGACUUCAUCAUCUGAAUCAAGAUCGUUUAUAGCCGGUACGUAUCAAGAGUUGCGUUUUUGUGCCCUUGAUUGUGCAAGCGGAGGGUGUGGUACAUGUUACAAAGGUCCCUUGGACCAGGAACAGUAUAUCUCCACCCGUAUAUGGCAUCUUUUCUCAAUUUGCCCACAAAGCGAGUAUUGCACUUCUUUGGGUCCACUCACUCACCCCAACCCACGCACGCACAAAGCCACAGCCAUCACCACCACUACCGUAGCCCCAACCACGAACCGUUUCUAACGAAGACGAAAUCACUAGGUACACACGGAAUACGUGGGCAAGCUGGCUCCGGACCUCACGAAGCCCGCAUCCCACUGCGGCGGGUCUGUCCCCACGAUUGUCCCAGCUCGACCCUGGCUGACGCAGAGCGUGUCAGCGGUGAGAAGCUGGUUGCCUAUAAAGUCGGUGCUGGCGCUGAUGCUGCCGCACAGGGAGCAGAAGAAGCCGCGGCAGGUCUGGUAGUCAAAGAUGACGCAGCUAUUGCGGGUGAGGAGGAGUUCCUGGGCGGUCGCGUAGACCUGGUCGAUGAUGACGUUGCAGUCGCGCGACGCCGGCGCCGGGUUCACGUUCUCGCACUCGUAGAAAUCGAGCGCCUUGAGCUCCUGGCGCCUGUCAAGCGCGGCCAGCGCGGCCAGCGCCGCCCACUUGGCCACGUACCGGUCGCGGCGGAGCUUGAGGCGACCGUCAAUGAACUCGUCUGGCAGCCGGCUGAGGCCUGCUCGGGGCCGCUCGCGCGUCGGCUCCCCGAGCUUUGCAGUGAAGCCGGCAGGGGCGCCCGAUGGGACGCGCGGGGGCUGCAUGCGGAAGCUGUCGCUGAUUUGGGCUGGGCGGCUGGCCGGGCGACGGGGGCGGGAUGAGGUCUGGCGGGUGUCAAGGGCCAUCGCCAGAACUAUGAAGGUGGUGACUAGGUAGAUAAGCUUCAUGGUUGUAGAUUUCGAAGGUGAGAUACGCGUUGCUCUGGAAUAAGAGUGUAGAACUAGUUGCUGGUCGUCUGCUGGCUGAAGAAACCGUGGGAAAAGUAGUCACGCAGGAUAUAGAUUUAUACUCUCAAGUGCGUUUCAUGUAUGAUUUCUUGGAUUUUCAACUUGAAAAUUGCGGGAUUCCGGGUAAGA
This is a messenger RNA of Pyricularia oryzae 70-15, 4071 nucleotides long. Its product is annotated as fructose-2,6-bisphosphatase. NCBI's taxonomy places the organism in Eukaryota, Fungi, Ascomycota, Sordariomycetes, Magnaporthales, Pyriculariaceae. Gene Ontology annotation, biological process: fructose 2,6-bisphosphate metabolic process; fructose metabolic process. The coding region runs from base 1186 to 2517 and encodes 443 amino acids. The record is from RefSeq and is a predicted model, not a curated record. Gene Ontology annotation, molecular function: 6-phosphofructo-2-kinase activity; ATP binding; fructose-2,6-bisphosphate 2-phosphatase activity. Gene Ontology annotation, cellular component: cytosol. The transcript has 4 exons.